UGGACUCGAGGGGAAGAAAGUAUCAGGGUUGGUGGGGAGAAAUAGAUUUCCGGAGGUUUUAAGGGCGGAUUCACAGAACUUUUUGUGGCGUGUGUUGUCCAGCGCGGACUCAGAGGUUUUAGUGACUUCACCUGAAGGAGUUAGCUUCUCUGCUGAGCCCGACCUGUCUGUGGUGGGGCAGAACGUGGCUCUAGUUGCGUGAGCCUCGGGGCUUCUGGUAAAAGAAAACGCCUGAGAAAGCCGGUCUGCGCUCUUCUUCGGUGGCCACCUUAGCGAAGAGCUGAUGUCUUAGUGGCUUAGCAUGGCCCAGCGGGCAGUGUGGCUCAUAAGCCACGAACCGGGAAGUCCACUUUGUGGCACCGUCAGAUUCUCCAGUUUUCCUGACAUCAUCUUCCAAACAACGGUAUCCAACUGUUGAAAAAAGAGCCAAAGUCUUCAAUGGAGCAAGUUAUGUGCCUGUUCCUGAAGAUGGUCCCUUCCUUAAAGCACUGCUUUUCGAACUGAGAUUAUUGCGUGAUGAUAAGCACUUUUCGGAGAGUCGUGAUAGCUGUUCACACAUCAAUAAAACAUCCAUUUAUGCACUCCCGAUAGGAGGUGAAGAACUCUGGCCAGUUGUUGCUUUCAUGAAGAAUGGCAUGAUAUACGCUUGUGUUCCACUGGUUGAACAAACUUUAUCCCCUCGUCCACCAUUAAUUAGCAUUAGUGGAAUUUCACAAGGCUUUGAACUUCUUUUUGGGGUACAGGGUUUUCUUUACUCAGGUCAAAAAAAUGACAGUGAGCUAAAUACAAAAUUGAGCCAGUUGCCUGACUUGCUUCUACAGGCUUGUCCCUUUGGCACUUUGUUAGAUGCCAACUUACAGAAUUCAUUGGAUAGUAUUAAUUUUGCUUCUGUUACUCAUCCACAAAAACAGCCGACCUGGAAAGCUGGAACAUACAAAGGAAAACCACAGGUUUCUAUUUCUAUCACUGAAAAGGUAAAAUCCAUGCAAUAUGAUAAACAGGAUAUAGCAGAUACAUGGCAAGUCAUUGGAGUUGUCACUUGCAAGUGUGAUUUAGAAGGAAGUAUGCCAAAUGUUACCAUCAGCUUGAGUCUCCCCACCAAUGGAUCUCCACUUCAGGAUAUUCUGGUUCAUCCUUGUGUGACAUCUCUCGACUCUGCCAUUCUGACUUCUAGUAGCAUUGAUGCAGCAGAUGAUUCUGCAUUUAGUGGGCCUUACAAAUUUCCACUCACUCCACCUUUAGAGUCAUUCAACUUAUGCUACUACACUUCUCAGGUCCCUGUGCCACCAAUUUUGGGUUUUUAUCAAGUAAAAGAGGAAGAAGUACAACUAAAAAUAACAGUUAAUUUAAAACUUCAUGAAAGUGUGAAAAAUAGUUUUGAAUUCUGUGAAGCUCGUAUACCUUUUUACAACAGAGGUCCAGUCACACAUGUGGAAUACAAAGUUAGUUUUGGCCAGCUUGAAGUAUUUCGAGAGAAAAGCUUAUUGAUCUGGAAUAUUGGACAGAAGUUCCCAAAAUCAAUGGAAAUUAGUCUUUCUGGAACUGUAACUUUUGGAGCCAAGAGCCAUGAAAAGCAGCCAUUUGACCAGAUUUGCAUUGGAGGCACAGCGUAUUUAAAGCUUCAUUUUAGGAUCUUAGAUUAUACACUCACUGGGUGUUAUGCGGAUCAGCAUUCAGUUCAAGUUUUUGCAUCAGGAAAACCAAAAAUAAGUACAUACCGGAAACUAAUUUCUUCUGACUAUUACAUCUGGAAUUCUAAAGCUCCUGCUCCAGUAACAUAUGGAUCAUUAUUACUGUAAUUGUCUCAUGUUUAAAUGGGAUUUAUACAAUAGUAACAUAAAUUAAAUCACAGUCUUUUAUUUUUAAGGUGUAUGCAUAUAACCUAUGAGUGAAAAUCAUUGAUUUAAUUACAAAAUGCUCUUGUUCAAUGUUUUUAGUCUGAUCUAGUGUGAAAGAACAUUUUAAAGACUAAUGUAUCCAAUUUCAUUACCCUUUGAUUUUACUCAAGUAUGAUUUCAGAGCAUAAAAUGUAGUGAUUCACUUUCAGCUUAUUGUAGACUAGUCUUGGGUUACCCUGCCAUACAUGUUUCUUCCUGCCCCUGUGGCAGACAUGGCUAAUCAGUCACAGUCCUCUUUCUCCACUGAGCCUUCCUGGAUAUGGGCUUAGGCUCCUCAGUGCAGAGCUGCAGGCAGCUACUCCCAAUAGAUUGUAGAUGACGUGCAAGAUAAAAAACUAUUUGCUCUUCCAAACCUAAGUGCUAAGUGCUAGUACGAUGUGUUGUUACAGAAUACCAGAGACCACAUUAGAAACAACUUUGUAAAUCUCUUGAGAAAACAGCUGAUGAAAAUGAAAGAAAAUUGUUUAAAUAGUAACCUGUUUUUAAUCAGAACUAUCCUACUGACUAAUAAAGAAUCUGCAUAAUUCUAUUUUGUUUAUCUCUGUUCUGGAGUUACUUUUCAGGCAAGCUUAUUAAUCUGCCACAAUAACAUUUUGUUUAGUAAGCAUAUUAAGAGGAGUGGGAUACCUUCAGAAGAUGAGCAUAGUGUUUUGUGAUUACUGAAUAUCUGCAGCCAAAUUUUUAAAUAUAAAUUUAGAUAUAAUAACGGUCUUUUCCUGUUUUAUUAUAAUUCAUUAAUGAAUGAAUUCAGGUAAAAAUCAAAAGCUAUUUUAUGGGUAGAGAGUAUCACUUAAAUCUUAUUUCAGUUUCAUGUAGCACAUUUUCUUUAAAUUUGUCACCCUUGCUUCCUUAUUGGCAUGCUCUGGGUUUCUUCAGGAACCAUCCAGUCAUACAGUCCACCUGUCUUUACAAUUAUUUGUCACAUUCUGUUUUCAAAGUAGUUCAUUGUCAAGUUGGACUUUAAAUGACCAUUCAAGAAAAGAUGAAAUCUCAAGAACCUCAAAACCUAUUCCAUGUCAAGUUUCUUUUUACGGAACAGAAUUAGAAGAGAUAUAAAAAAAAUACGCAUUACAGAUUAAUAUUCAAUUAAAUUAUAUCUUGGUUUCUUUUUUUUAUGAGUCUCUUAAGGAAAAGCUUAGAAAAAGCUGCUAACUUCUUGAAAGAGAGCUAUGGUAGUUUGAAAGGAGAUUGCAUAGAAAUUUAGGAUUUGAAAUGUAAUUUUUUAAAAUUAAGGUCAAUCCUACUCAUAAACUCAUUUUCUGCAAGACAUUAUCAUGGCAUAAUGUUCUAUGUUCAAAAUUAUCCCAAGUAAUGAAGAAAACAGAGUAACUUCCAGACCAGGACUUUAGCUUGUUAUUCUAGGUUAAUCAUAGAUAAUCAGUAGUAAAAACGUUCCUUUUGAAAAAAGAAAAAAAUCAUUCCCUUUAAGUUUUUUGAUCUCUCUUAAACUCAAGGAAAACUUAACAUUUCACUUAUAUUAACGGAGCCAUUUGUACAUCUUGAUUGUAUAAGUGUUUAGCAAAGUAUACUAAAAUAGGGAAGAGGCAUUUAUCUAGUGAGUAGGCUGAGAUUCAGUAUAAUAAUCCCCUAGGCAAAACUUUAUAAGCAGUCGUAAAAACCAAUGAAUCUUUGAUCUGACAUUUCUAGAAACCUGAGGAAAAUCUAAGGAGUACUGGAAAAGUGUAGGGACAAUGGGGAACCUGAUGCCAUCUGUUGCCAUUGCAUUCUAACAUAACGCUACAGAACUAAAACUAACUCAUGUUUUCAUCCUGUUGAGAUCAGCUGGGCACACUGUGAUGCUUUGAUUUUGUCUAGAAACCUGUCACUUCAGGAUAAUUUCUGAAGACAAAGUCUGUUUCCCGUUUGGUAGGUGACCUGUUUAAUGUUUUCUCUGUGUCUGGGAACUCCUUAGUGUAAUUAGCGACCUUUGAACUCCACAACUAAUCCUGAGCUAUUUUGUAUUCCUUACUCAUCUUUAAGGCUGGACCUUUCUUUUCUUCAGAGUCCGCUGCCACAAUUAAAGAAGAAACAGCUGCAUUUCAAAGGGAUUCCAAUUCCAGAAGCUUAAUCGUGAUUGACAUGUUCUUAUUCUAAGCUAUAAGACACUCUAAGAGUCCUUUCUUGGGUUAAAACUUCAAUCAUUUUCUAAAAUAUUAUCUCGCUAUGGAUUUUAUUCAUUUUCUUUGAUAACUAUUCUUUGCAUUUUUUAACUUGAAAGAUGCUGUGUGUUUGCACUGAAUAUGAGCACCUACUUCCAGUUAAAGGUUUGGAUGGUGUCAGACCGCUGGAUGCAAAAUUGCUAAAUUCCCUUUAGUGCCAAAAUAUGAUUAUGAAAUCUGAUGUCUAUCAUAUGGGUAAUUAUUCUUCAGUAGAUCCAAAAUGUACAAAAAGUGUUACCUUUCUGAAAAUGUACUCAAACUUUUUAAAGUCAGCUGUACCCUUAACAGUGUAAGACAAUCCCCUUACAGUGGUGGGCAUUUUUUACCUUUUACUUUUUAAAUAAUUGAUUCAAAUGUCAGGUUUGAAGUAAAUAGCCUUAUCAGGAAUUCUUAAAUUUUUUAAAAAAAUUUUAAUUAAGCAUUAGUCUUACAAAAUUAAUUUUUUCACACCAACUGAAUAUUUUCAGUGAGUUAAAAUUGUGGUUUUAUAUAUACAUUGUAUGAUUUAAGAUAUUUCAAAGCACAAUUUAAUACAUAGAACAACUACUAGUAUUUUUCUUCUAGUUUUUACUAUAGUAUUUCAGAAUCCUUUAUAGAUAUUCAUGGACUCCUGCACCACCCCUGGGAGGAAGGUAGGUCGAGUUAUCAUCCAGAGUCUCUGCAGGGACCGCUGCCACAGCAGAAUGGUUGUUUCUAAGACAAAGGUCAGAAAAGGGAUGUUAAUAAACAGUUCUCAGGUUUAAGGGACUUUUUUAGGAUUACAUCUUAAAUUCCAACAAAUCAGAUUUAGGAGUUACUGAAAGUGAAAUUGAUCCAUCCCUCAUCCAAACUUUGCAAUACUUUCCUGUUCUGACAUCAUUUAGAUAGUUAGCUGUAUUAUCAGAUUAGAAACCAUUGUACCAGGCUGCUGAAAGGAAAAGGAGGCAAAAAGCUAAACAUGGGAUGAAUUCUGAACCUUUUAACCUGGCUGAAGUACGUAGGUCCCUGUUAUGCAAAUACCUUCAAUCCUCUGCUAAGUUCAGUGGAAAUAAUUUUCUUGAAUGACAGGUUUAUUCAGCAAGGAUUCAGUUGGUGAUUAAUCCCCCUUUGAUCUAGGGUAUUUCACUUAACUACCAGUUACCUCGUUCUGACAAAGUGCAACUGAGAUUAGGGAGAUCACUAGAACACUACCAGGGUGUGCGUUUAUUCUCUAUAACCUUUUAAAGCAAGGGCCAAGAAUGCAAUUUAUUUUCAGUAUUUGAAGAUGUAAAAGUCCUGUCUGCUAAGUUAGAAAGUCAAUUGAAUACCAAAUGAAGUUUAGUUCUUAUGUAAUAGAACAAACAUUUCUUUUUACUUUGCCUAACAAUGAUUUUAGAAAACAUAGGCUUUGAAGAAACAAAGACUACAGUUUAAGUAUAUCUUCUAGUUUUGUUUCAUAUACUAGAGUGUAUAUUUAUUGGCCCUGAGAUAACCCAAAAAUCAAAGCUACAACUUACGCUGAGAAAAUGCUUCUAUUUUAUUCAACUGCACAGUUUCUCCCCAUCCGCCUCCAUUAAAAAAUGUCAUGGUAUGUGGUAAAGAAAUCCAAUUUGGGAAAACAUGUCGCAGUACACAAUUAUUCAUAAGACUUGUGAUUUCAAAGCUUUAUUUAACUUUGUCCUUUCUUGAAAAAGAGCUUGUUUUGUUCCCAUGAUGAAUCAAGAUUUUUUUCAUAAAAGUACCAUUACAAAAAUACUUCAAACUGAUUAUUUUAAGUUAUCAAAAUAACCAUUUCGACAGUACUGUUUACUAUUUUUUUCUGCCUUUUUCUCAUUUAACUGGGUACCCUUCCUCCAUAACUUUAAAGUUUGAAAUGUUCUAUGAAAUUUUGCACAAUAUUUGAAGAAUAAAAUUGUAAGAUGUGUUUCUUGACUAGUUUUAUUAUUAUAGACAGCAUUUUUUAAUGCUUUGUAAUUGUUCAUUAUUCUAGUAUCAGUUUGCAAGUUAUGUAUUUGGAUAAUUUUCUUAUACCUUUUUUUUGGCUCAAACUUUUUGUGAUCCAAUUUCUAAAUUGAAACAGUGACUCAAAUAAAUGCAUAUCUAACUUAUGUUUAUGCCAAAUGAACAUCUCUAGUUUGAAUUUAGUAACCAAAAUGUUUCUAAAUAUCUUUUGAUAGCAAGUUACUUAACCAUGGUAAAAUUGAGGAUCAGAAAAAAUAUAAGAUGGAAGGCAGGAUCCCCUGGCCAUGUUGCUAAGAAACUAGUAUUUUUAAUAAUUAACUUACUCUGUGCAGUAAAUUUUUAGUUAAUAAAAUGUUGCAAUAUAUCUUGAAAUAUGCUAUCAGAGAAAAUAUAUUUAUGUAAAGCAUAGAUGUAUGUGUGUGGGUAUUUAUAUAAUGUUUUAUGUUAGUGUGUACAACUUGGUGGGUUUCCCUAUGAAAUAUUUCAUUAUGUCAGAGGAAGAAGAAUAUUUAAAGUUAAAUAUUCAAAUGUCCUCCCUGCAAACACAAUGUUAGUCAGUAGUAAUGAGGAGGUGCAUAAAAUGAAUAUUACCAAAGAACUCUUGAGGUUACUCUUAUAAAAUGGUUAAAACUCUUAUGAGUUGAAAGCUUUUCAGCUAGCUUCUAGGUUUUUUUUCAACAACUGUUUUAUGGAUAUGAUAACAUUAUCGUCUGUAUAUAGCCUGGAGCAAUGCAAUGCCUUAUCUGUAUUACUAAUUUACUGCUUUGUAAGCAGGUUACUUUGAGGUCCAGGUUGACUUUUCUCAGGCCCUGGCCAAUCUGUGUAAUUGUUGGUAGUGUGGUGUUAAUAUAUGAUGCACAGCAUUUACAUAGUGACGGAUGCCCUGGGGUGGAAACCACCUGCUGAAUUGUUCUUCCAGUAGGACGUGAAAAUUUGUAUAUCUUAAUACUCCAUUAAACAUUUAAAAUCAAA
Messenger RNA from Globicephala melas (long-finned pilot whale), 6949 nucleotides. It is a transcript of the gene AP5M1, whose product is annotated as adaptor related protein complex 5 subunit mu 1. Lineage: Eukaryota; Metazoa; Chordata; Mammalia; Artiodactyla; Delphinidae. Gene Ontology annotation, cellular component: AP-type membrane coat adaptor complex; cytosol; lysosome. The record is from RefSeq and is a predicted model, not a curated record. Gene Ontology annotation, biological process: endosomal transport.